Epinephelus fuscoguttatus (brown-marbled grouper) is the source of this 5893-nucleotide messenger RNA. RefSeq names its product ubiquitin-conjugating enzyme E2H (UBC8 homolog, yeast) (gene ube2h). The coding region runs from base 206 to 757 and encodes 183 amino acids. The record is from RefSeq and is a predicted model, not a curated record. Gene Ontology annotation, cellular component: nucleus. The transcript has 7 exons. Gene Ontology annotation, molecular function: ubiquitin conjugating enzyme activity. Lineage: Eukaryota; Metazoa; Chordata; Actinopteri; Perciformes; Serranidae. Gene Ontology annotation, biological process: ubiquitin-dependent protein catabolic process; protein polyubiquitination.
ACGAUGAGAGGCAGUGAACAGCGGAGGUCUAACGUUAGCUCAGCUACUCACUAGGACAGAGACGUUGGACUGUGAGGACGUUUUGCUGUGAACAUUUCCGAAGGCAAAUGUUAACUUUCGGAUAGUACCGUUUGCUAGACUGUCUAGCGUUUCGGGGGCUAGCUUUCAGUUUACUUACUGGUGUUCUGCGGUGGAAAUAGGAAAAAUGUCGUCUCCAAGUCCGGGUAAAAGGCGAAUGGAUACCGAUGUGGUGAAACUCAUUGAGAGCAAGCAUGAAGUCACCAUCCUCAGCGGACUCAAUGAAUUUGUAGUGAAGUUUUUCGGACCACAAGGAACACCGUAUGAGGGAGGCGUGUGGAAGGUGCGAGUAGAUCUUCCUGACAAAUAUCCUUUCAAAUCACCAUCAAUAGGAUUCAUGAACAAGAUUUUUCAUCCCAACAUUGACGAAGCGUCAGGGACAGUGUGCUUAGAUGUCAUCAACCAGACAUGGACAGCCCUUUAUGACCUGACCAACAUCUUUGAGUCGUUCCUGCCCCAGCUGCUGGCUUACCCAAACCCCAUCGACCCCCUGAAUGGAGACGCAGCUGCCAUGUACCUUCACCGGCCAGAGGAGUACAAGCAGAAAAUCAAAGAGUACAUCCAGAAAUAUGCAACAGAGGAGGCUCUGAAGGAGCAGGAAGAGGGGGCAGGCGACUCUUCAUCUGAAAGCUCCAUGUCUGAUUUCUCAGAAGACGAGGCCCAGGACAUGGAGUUGUAGUGAUAGGAGGGCUCCCCCAUCCCGCCUCCUCCUUUAACCCCCACAGAGACUAUAUUUGAUUUCCUAACCAUGAGAAAGCAGACUUAUAAUAUUCAUAUUUAAACAAGUUGAUUUUUUUAUUAUUAUUAUUACUACUAAACAAGGAUUUUUAUGGAUAUCUAGCCUUUGGUGUGUUUGACAGACACCCCUCCCGUUCUGUAGCUGUUCCUCCCUGCACAGAUGUCGCGAUUGCUUUCACACUUCUCUCCCUGUCAUCUCUGCAUUUUUAAGGUGUGUCACGUAGGCGUAGGCAGGAAAUCUCCCUGUGAGCAUCUCAUUUCUCGACUCAGAUUUCACUUUUUGAAAUAUAACUUUCCAGUUUGACCGGAAUCCUUAUUCCCUUUCUUUUUCCACACUGCUAAAUGAUUCUGACCAACAUUUUGUCCGUUGCUCCACGACAGCUGCUUUGGUCUUGCUUGCCUGGGUGCACAGCCGUACAGUAUUAUUAGUGUUUUUGAGGCGCACAAUCACACACAAGGUGACAUAGCACACCUUGUAUGAAAAUACAGAAAGUGUACUGCUAAUAGAUGCUCAUAAAUCAGCCCUGGAUGCUGCCUAAGCAUUUCUCUUUCAACUAUUUAUUGAGACAAUUUAGUAAAAAUAUAUGCCUUUCUUUCUGGUUCAGUUUGGAUCCUACCUUGGCAUGUUACGUAAAGUUUUUGUUACUCUUCGCUGCAGCUGCCUGUUUACAUGUGCCGCUGUGAAGUGCAAAAUAAAUACAAGGUCAGGUCUUGGAAAAUUAAUUAAUGAAAUACAUGUCUCGUUACAGGGUGAGUGACACUGAGGUGAGAAAGACAUGUUGGGCGCUUUCAGUGUUGAUUUGUGGACCUAGCUGUAUAACUGUGUGGAAGACUGGUGCACGAAGGCAACAAAGACGAAAGUGGCGUUUGUGGAGAUUCUGGUCAGACUCACUUGGUGUGAUGGGAAUUGGAAGUAGAACGGAGCUACCCUUUAACCAUCUAACCAUCAUUUCUCGUGCAGCUCGCACUAGUUUUCCGUCAGGAGGCACGUCAAACACAUGAGCACCAAACAUUCUCAUUGUGCUGGAUGCCACUGGCGCUCACUCAUCGGCUUUACAAACAAAUUUCUAUGAGUAUUAUCAGUCAAGAAGACUUUUCAGGUAGAGAACGAAUGUAAUUGUCACCUAUUCUGGUGAGUUUAGAGAACCAGCACCAUUAGUUUCAAUUUUAGUAAAAAGCAACAAACAUGGUCACAUGGUUAUCGAGUGGAUCCCAGUAUAUAUGAAGCGUUUUUAUGGCAGAUUCCGGUUUGUGUAGUAUCAGUCAUCCUCACAUUCCACUAUUACUUGGACUGUGCUCCAGUGCAUGCCCUUCAUAUUGGUCUGACCUGUGGUGUGUACCCCGACUGCAUCAACUGGACUCCCGAGACUUUACGAUCUCUAUUUGGAUCAGUAGUUUGAAGAUGACAAAAUAAGAGCCCAAGUAGUAGCAAUUUUCGUUGAGGGGAAUUAAUUUCAUCUGUACAGAUUUGACUUGUUAUGGAAAAAGAAAAGCUCUGGUGUUACUCAUUGUUGAUUCAGUUUGGCAGUUUAAGAUGUAAAUCCAUGACGUGUGGAAAGAGAAUGCAAUCGCAACUUUGACCUUUGGCUGUUUUUUUCCUUCUUUUAUUUCCUGUACUUUUUUUGCCCGAUGGGGGGGUCAACACGUUUGGAUUUUUUUUUUUUUUUUUUUGUACAGCAUCUACCUUGUACAGUGAUAAAACACCUCUCUGUAGCCUCAUGAAAACUCAGCGUCGAACCCUGAAAUGCUGAGCGAGUGUUGCUUGUCGAGGCUAACGCGGCAGUCAAACUACCUAGAAAACCUUGAAAUGUAUUCACUUCAUAGAUUGCAGUAGGAGUCACUGGUUGCUUUGUGGCAGAUUUUUGGAUUCCUGAGCGGGAGAUUCAAAGCUGAAUUAUAACUCGGGAGGUCACCUUCUUAUCCCUCUUCUGAUCUCAACUCCCUCUUCUGUGCCUCAUCACGAAAGGAAAGGGUGACCAUAAGAAGAAGUCCCCCAAAAAUAUGUGUCCAAAAAAGCCAUAAAGGUCAAAAAUUAGAAAAGCACAUUGUUUUCUACACAGACUGUUUUGACUCUCCUCUUUCUGCAAUGUGCAAUUUGUGAUUUGGCAUCUAAAUGUUCACUCUGUUGCAGAUCUGGGGCCCAGGGCUGAGUGGCAUCGGGUUUAUUUGAGCUAAUGUAGGAUUGUUAGACUUUUCUGGCUCAGGUUUGAAAUAAAGUUUGGUCGUAUCUUGCAUAGUGAUGAGCAUUUUUCACCCGGGUCGUUUUGAAAGGAUGGGAAUCAUGCCGAUAUUUGUUGAACUGUGUUUUUGACAGGAUAGUUAGUUUUGCUGGGUGUUGACUUCAACUAAAACAACAUAAUGCUAUAUGGCUGUAUUACAGAUAGAGUUAGAUAGUUUGGUAUACUUACCUGGUAAAGCAUUCAUUGCUCAUCUGAUUUUUAGUUAGUGUCUGUUGUGUGGUUAAAUGUAAGAUACUCCAUAGACAUGCCUGCUUGUCCUCUUCUCGCAGAUUCAGAGUUGUACAGAUGAGUGAUUUCAAACUAGGGAGAUGUUUGACCUGUAGUGAGCCUGAUAGAUCUAACUGUACAGAAAUCAAAACGUGUGGUUCAGCCCUUUUCGAGUGAUCGGAUUUUCUCCAAAAAACAUGAUUUAAAACACAAUUCUGUGCUCGUAAUUUUCACCACAUUAGAAUGCCGAUUUAGAACAGAAGCUUAAUUUGUUUUUAAUUUCCAAUAUUUAUCCGGGGAUAAUAUCGGGCUGAUGAUUUCUCUCAUUCAGCCUGAGGAGGUUUUUGUACGAGGGAGAAUUAGUGCCAUGUUGAAGGAAAAAAAAAUCUUUGAUUUCAAGAAUAAAGUCAUGAUUUUGAGGGGGAAAACUCAUAAUAUUACAAGAAUGAAGUCGGAAUUUAACAAGAAUCAAGUCAUACUAUUUCAAGAAAAAAAAAUUGGAAUGUUAUAAGAAUAAAGUCGGAAUAUUACAAGAAUAAAGUCGGAAUUUUCGAGAAUAAAGUCACAUUAUCUCAAGAAAAAAAUUCGUAAUAUUACAAGAAUAAAGUUGGAAUUUAACAAGAACAAAGUCAUGUUAUUUCAAGAAAAAAAAUUCGUAAUAUUUUUUAUGUUUUCAUUAAAUUACGACUUCCAUCCAUCCAUGCAUUUUCUAACCGCUUCAUCCUCUUGAGGGUCGCGGGGGGGCUGGAGCCUAUCCCAGCUUAAAUUACGACUUUAUUCUUGUAAUAUUAUUAUUUUCUCCUCACAAUUAUGCCUUUAUCCUUGAAAUUUAGGAUUUUUCCCCUUCAAUGUGGCCCUCAUCCAUCCUUUAAUGUUUGAAUGUUAGCUCGGGGUUGGCUUCCAGCAGGACGCCACCAUUUUAACUGUUGCAGAGCUAACUGUUGUGAUAUCCAACAUGUCUGAGGCAGUAUAAAGCUAUGUGAAUGUUUUAAACGUGUUCAGUUUGUGGUGACGAUCCGCAUCCACGCAAACAGAACAAACCUGUCUGCAGAUCCCCACUCUCACUAUUGGCUUGUGUUUUCUCCUUCAGCUACCUAUAGAUGUUUAUUUAUUCAUUAAAGAGACCUCCUAUUUUUUUUUUUUUUUUUUUUUUAAUCUUUGCCAUCAAGCGCCACUGUUGUAAGUUAUGGUUCAGCUAAAUUAUCACACUGAUGAGACAAGAUCGAGGUUGGGUUUUUUUUUUUUGGUUUCAAGUAAUUCAGAUUGGAAUUCUUGUUUUACAUUUGUGCAGUAUUGUACUUGAGUGCUGAAAAUACAGUAUAUCCAAGCUGAGAAUUGUAAUAAAAUAGCACAUUAUGAUGCAAUGGUGCAACAGGGAACUAAUGAUUUUUUAUUUUUAUUUUUAUUUUUUUUGGUUUAGGGUAAAAAUCAUAGGUUUGAUUUUCAGCAUUAUUUGCAUCUGCUGGGCAAUAAAUUAAUGACAUACUCAGCUGUGGCCUGGUGUUGCUCUGGUAAACAUGACAACCAUCUGAUCUCUUCAGUGGCCUCCGUUGUUCUCUCUCUGUUUUGUUUUGUUUUUAUUGCCACAGAUUACAUAUUCAAGGUCAAGAGAGAUAAUUACUGCCUUUGUGUUUCAGGUUGUCUUUAACUUGAGUCAAGAACUACAGAAAAUGUCCUCAAACCAGUGAAUGAUUUUGCUUCCAUUGCAACUUGAAUUCUCAAUUAUUUUUUCUGAAGAAAACUAUGGGAAAACAUGUUUAUUGUGCUUUUAUUUAAUUUCCUUUUGGCUUUCUCCCCUCCUCCUCCUCCUCCUCCUCCUGUCAUGCUCGAAGACCACUGGUGUACAGAUAACACUGUCUUAACUACACAGUUUAAAUGGCGACUCCAGACAACCACAUUAUGACGAGGCCUCAAAUUUCAAACUGCAAUCCUGCAGUGAAGAUCCAGCCCAGAGCCAUAGCCCCCCACAACCGUACUGUCACACUCCCCCACACCCUGCCGGACACAACAAGGAUGAAGGGCCUCCGCUAAGUGAACGGACUGGUCUCUCAUUAAUCCAUAGACAGGACGUCCAGGGCCCGUCCUCCGUCUUAUCAGCACAGCCUCAGAGAGCCAGCACCCUGAUCCUGUAAUAUCACCCCCACCCCCCCCCCCACCCCCCACCCCCACCUGUGUUGACUGUGUCUCCUUGUGCAUGCUUCUGGUGUGGGGUCGAGGCUCGCUUGGUGCACACCUCCCAUUCUGUCUCGUGCUCGUGUGGAUUUGUGCCCUGGCGCCGGCCGACUGCUGCCGUCAGGGGAUCUAGCAGACACACAGCAUGGAAAAUGGCAGUUUUAAAAAAAAAAAAGAAAAAAUAAAAACUAUGUAUUUGUUACCUAGUGUGUGAUACAUGAGGGUUAAAAAGUCAAAAGGUUUAUUUUGUUUGUUUUUUGUUUCGAAAAGUCCAUCCUUGGUCUUAUUUUUAUCACCCUCUUUGCCCUCCUCUUGUUUUUUUCUUUGCAUUGUGAAGUGGGCAUGCUUGUCAGAAAGACAAAUGCUCUCUAUUAAUAGGCUUAUAACCUCAUAAAUAGUUGUGUAUAAAAUAAACUGUUAUAACUUCUUUUUUAAUAAAACAUUCAAUGUGUAUAAAA